AUGAAGUUCUACAUCGAUGAUCUACCUGUAUUGUUUCCUUACCCAAGGAUCUAUCCCGAGCAAUAUGCUUAUAUGAGUGAUAUCAAGAAAACGCUCGAUGUUGGAGGAAACUGUAUACUAGAGAUGCCUUCGGGAACAGGCAAAACUAUUUCAUUAUUGUCGUUGACAGUGGCGUAUCAAAUGCACUAUCCAGAACACAGAAAGAUUGUAUACUGCUCGCGUACUAUGUCAGAGAUUGAAAAGGCUUUGAUUGAGUUGCACAAGUUGAUGGAGUUUAGAGCAAGCGAGUUGGGAUACGUUGAGGAUUUCAGGGGGUUGGGAUUGACCAGUAGAAAGAACUUAUGUUUGAACCCGUUGAUAUCGAGGGAGAAGAAGGGUAAUGUGGUGGAUGAAAUGUGUCGACGUGUGACAAAUGGACAGUUGAAGGAAAAGAUUGAAAAGGGUGUUGUCACAGAAGAAGACCAAGUGAGGGAUCCAGCAAAGUAUAGUCUAUGCUCCUACCAUGAAAAAUUGUACGAUUUGGAUCCCCAUGAGUUAGUCCCACUGGGUGUUUACUCAUUUGACGCGUUGAUCAGGUACUGUAAAGAGAUGGGAACGUGUCCGUAUUUCACUGUUCGUAGAAUGAUUCCAUUCUGCAACAUUAUUAUUUAUUCAUACCAUUAUUUAUUGGAUCCUAAAAUUGCUGAUCGAGUAUCGCGAGAAUUGUCAAAGGAUAGUAUAAUUAUAUUUGAUGAGGCACAUAAUAUCGAUAACGUUUGUAUUGAGUCGUUAUCGUUGGACUUGACUGAGGAUGUGUUGAAGCGAGCCACGCGAGGGGCAAACAAAUUGGCAGAGGCAGUUGAAGAUAUGAAGGCAAAAGAUAGUGAAAAAUUACAAAACGAAUAUGAACAGUUGGUAGAUGGGUUGCGUCAAGCUGAGGUUGAAAGAGAGCAGGAAAUGUUUAUGUCGAAUCCAAUUCUACCGCAAGAUUUAUUAGACGAAGCAAUUCCAGGUAACAUCAGAAAGGGCGAGCAUUUCAUUGCAUUUUUAAAGAGAUUUAUUGAAUAUUUAAAGACAAGGAUGAAGGUUUUGCAUGUUAUUAGUGAAACGCCAACCAGUUUCUUACAGCAUUUGAAGGAGUUGACUUAUAUUGAUAAAAAACCAUUGAAGUUUUGUUCAGAAAGAUUGUCUUUGUUGGUGAAAACGUUGGAGCUUACGGAGAUUGAGGACUUUAAUGCUUUGAAGGAUAUUGCUACUUUCGCCACUUUGGUGUCUACGUAUGACACUGGAUUUCAGUUGAUUUUGGAACCAUUCGAAACGGAGGGAAGUACGGUGCCUAAUCCUAUGCUACAUUUUACUUGUCUUGAUGCUUCUAUCGCUAUAAAGCCGGUAUUUGAAAGGUUUUCUUCAGUGAUUAUCACGUCCGGUACUAUCUCUCCCUUGGAUAUGUAUCCGAAAAUGUUGAAUUUUCAAACUGUUAUACAAGAGUCGUACGCAAUGACUUUGGCUAGGAGGUCUUUCUUGCCAAUGAUUGUGACCAAAGGCUCUGACCAAGUAUCCAUAUCUUCAAGAUUUGAAAUCAGAAAUGAUCCCUCGGUUGUGAGAAACUACGGUUCUCUUUUGAUAGAGUUUGCCAAAAUUACCCCUGACGGUAUGGUGGUGUUCUUUCCAUCAUAUCUAUAUAUGGAGUCGAUUAUUUCCAUGUGGCAGACAAUGGGUGUCUUAGACGAGGUGUGGAAGCAUAAGCUUAUCUUGGUCGAAACUCCUGAUGCUCAGGAAACCUCGUUGGCAUUGGAAACGUAUAGAAAAGCUUGUUCAAACGGGAGGGGAGCAGUUUUAUUGUCCGUUGCGCGUGGAAAGGUUUCUGAAGGAAUUGAUUUUGAUCAUCAUUAUGGAAGAACAGUAUUGAUGAUUGGUAUCCCCUUCCAAUAUACGGAAUCAAGGAUAUUAAAGGCCAGGUUGGAAUUUAUGAGAGAUCAUUUUCAAAUCAAAGAGAAUGAUUUCCUCUCUUUCGAUGCAAUGCGACACGCUGCUCAAUGCUUGGGAAGAGUUUUGCGAGGCAAAGACGAUUAUGGUAUUAUGGUGUUGGCUGAUAGACGAUUUGCAAGAAAGAAAGCGCAGUUGCCGAAAUGGAUUGCUCAGGCAUUGAAUGAUUCAGAUACUAAUUUGUCUACAGACAUGGCAUUGGCCACCGCUAAGAAGUUUUUGCGGAGUUUAGCUCAACCAACUAAUCCAAAGGAUCAAGAAGGGGUAUCGGUGUGGGACAUUGAUCAGCUUGAAGCAUAUCAGAAGCAGUACAACCAAGGUCGCAUCAAAGAAGAAGUUGAAGAGAAUGGUAAGGUUGAAGAAGUGGGUGAUGAGUUUAUAGAUAUUGAUGAUGAGGAUAUAGAUUUAUUAUAG
Molecule: messenger RNA, 2379 nt
Organism: Lodderomyces orthopsilosis Co 90-125
Lineage: Eukaryota; Fungi; Ascomycota; Pichiomycetes; Serinales; Debaryomycetaceae
Gene: RAD3
Product: TFIIH/NER complex ATP-dependent 5'-3' DNA helicase subunit
Exons: 1
Coding region: 1-2379 (792 amino acids)
Biological process (GO): transcription by RNA polymerase II; positive regulation of mitotic recombination; nucleotide-excision repair
Cellular component (GO): nucleus
Molecular function (GO): ATP binding; damaged DNA binding; DNA helicase activity
Source: RefSeq, a predicted model, not a curated record